AAAUGAAGAAAAUCAGGAGACUGACAUCUCGGUUUCUGCUGGGGGAGGGACCAUAAUAACCAUUCAAGCUUUACCUUUGCCACAUCUCUCAGCCAGCUCCGUAUCUUCAACUCAAUCCAAAUGCGGUUUGUGUCUUUGUUUCCCAAUUCCCUUUCUCCUUUUUGGUAAGUCUUCAAGCUUUCUCUAUUCUGGGUUCACCUUCAGUUCUUGCAAUUCUAAAAAUUUUUAUCAGAUGUACUGAGUUUCAACUACCCACUUCAAGUUUUCUCUUUUAAUUCAUGUUCAUGGGGCUCGUCUGAUUUCAAAGUUCUGUACUUAGAAGAAAUUGUGGUGAAAGUAGUUUGAGUUUGGGGGUUAACAGGGAACCCUUAUUGGAAAUCUUCUGGAAAUCAAUGGAUACUUUACUCAAAACACAUAACAAACUUGUGUUCUUGCCCCAGCCUCAUGGGGCUUCAGAGAAACUGAGUAAUUUAAGCUCUCCCAAAAGUCAGGAGCUUAAGUUUGGUCCUAGGAAGACUUUCUUGAGAAGGGGUAGGAAUGGUUGUGUUAGGGCCAGUAGUAGUACCCUUUUGGAACUUGUUCCAGAAACCAAGAAGGAAAAUCUGGACUUUGAGCUGCCUGUGUAUGACCCAUCUAAAGGGCUUGUAGUGGAUUUAGCUGUAGUGGGAGGUGGCCCGGCAGGGCUUGCUGUUGCUCAGCAGGUUUCCGAGGUAGGGCUUUCGGUAUGUACAAUAGACCCCUUUCCUAAAUUGAUUUGGCCGAAUAACUAUGGUGUUUGGGUGGAUGAAUUUGAGGCUAUGGAUUUGCUUGAUUGUCUCGAUACAACAUGGUCGGGUGCUGUUGUGUAUAUAGAUGACAAAACAAAGAAGGAUCUUGAUAGACCUUAUGGGAGGGUUAAUAGGAAGCAGCUCAAGUCCAAAAUGUUGCAAAAAUGUGUAUCAAAUGGUGUCAACUUUCAUCAGGCUAAGGUUGUGAAGGUUAUCCAUGAGGAGUCCAAAUCUCUUUUAAUUUGCAGUGAUGGUGUGACAAUUGAGGCUACAUUGGUUCUCGAUGCAACAGGAUUUUCCAGGUGUCUUGUUCAGUAUGAUAAGCCCUAUAAUCCUGGGUAUCAAGUGGCUUAUGGAAUUCUGGCUGAGGUUGAAGAACACCCAUUUGAUGUGGAUAAGAUGGUUUUUAUGGAUUGGCGAGAUUCACAUCUCAUCAACAAUACAGAGCUGAAGACUAGAAAUUCGAGGAUCCCCACAUUUCUAUAUGCAAUGCCCUUUUCCUCAAACAGAAUAUUUCUUGAAGAGACUUCCUUGGUUGCCCGACCUGGAGUACCCAUAAAGGAUAUCCAGGAAAGAAUGGUGGCCAGACUAAGGCACUUAGGAAUAAAUGUUAAAAGUAUUGAAGAGGAUGAGCACUGUGUCAUUCCAAUGGGUGGCCCUCUUCCUGUGCUUCCCCAAAGAGUUGUGGGAAUUGGUGGUACAGCGGGUAUGGUGCAUCCUUCUACUGGAUACAUGGUAGCAAGGACACUGGCAGCGGCCCCAAUUGUUGCAAAUGCCAUUGUUCGGUACCUUGGUGCUGAAAGGAGGCUUUCUGGAAAUGAUUUGGCUGCAGAAGUUUGGAAAGAUUUAUGGCCUAUACAAAGGAGGAGACAGAGGGAAUUCUUCUGUUUUGGCAUGGAUAUUCUGCUCAAGCUAGAUUUACAAGCAACGAGAAGGUUUUUUGAUGCAUUUUUUGAUCUGCAACCCCAUUACUGGCAUGGUUUCUUGUCAUCUAGACUGUUCCUUCCUGAGCUGAUAGUUUUUGGGCUUGCUUUGUUCUCUCAUGCUUCUAAUACUUCUAGGAUUGAGAUUAUGGCCAAGGGAACUCUUCCUCUGGUUAACAUGAUCAACAACUUAAUACAGGAUAGAGAUUAAUAUGAUCAGGAGUUGGAGAUCAGUUAGCUAUGUCUGAGAGGCAGGUUAAAGUUUGCGUGAUAACUAAGGUCUAAACAACAGUGAACACAAGAAACAGCAGGGCACCGGGGUAAGUCAUAAUGUUCCAGGGGCGGCCAAAAAUAGAUAUCAUAGGCUUGAGCCACAGAGUUGGCCGAGCUGUUCAGGUGUCCUGUUCUUUCACUUCCCUGACUCUGAGUGUGCCUCAGGAUGGAGAUAUGCUGGAGAUAUAUAGCUUUCAAGACAUUUGAAACUCGACAUCACUGCAUGCAUAAAAUAUAUGACAUAUCUUACGGUCUGGCAUUUCCUUUAGGUAGUCUAUGGGUUUUUUUUUUUUUUUUGGUACAUUGUAGUCUAUGGUUUUUUUUGGGAAAUAGUAUUUAUCUGCUGGACCUAAUAAAAAAUAGGAGAAAAA
Molecule: messenger RNA, 2334 nt
Organism: Rubroshorea leprosula
Lineage: Eukaryota; Viridiplantae; Streptophyta; Magnoliopsida; Malvales; Dipterocarpaceae
Source: the annotation of a GenBank genome assembly